This is a messenger RNA of Gigantopelta aegis, 6900 nucleotides long. RefSeq names its product 5-aminolevulinate synthase, erythroid-specific, mitochondrial-like. Gene Ontology annotation, cellular component: mitochondrion; mitochondrial matrix. The transcript has 12 exons. Gene Ontology annotation, biological process: erythrocyte development; heme biosynthetic process; hemoglobin biosynthetic process. The record is from RefSeq and is a predicted model, not a curated record. The coding region runs from base 126 to 1928 and encodes 600 amino acids. Lineage: Eukaryota; Metazoa; Mollusca; Gastropoda; Neomphalida; Peltospiridae. Gene Ontology annotation, molecular function: 5-aminolevulinate synthase activity; pyridoxal phosphate binding.
ACACAACUGGGUCAACCCUAGUCUCUAGUAACUACUAGUGCGUUCAGCUUUUGAGGUGAGAACCGUUUGAGAUCAUUGUGUCGCUUUCAGUGCAGAGCACACAAGGAAACAAUUAGUGGAUCAAGAUGAAUACCUUGGCUUGUCCGUUCCUGACCAAGCUGCCAGUGGGCAGUCUGCGCCAGUUUGCGCCGCAGCUGCUCAGCUAUGGUGCCAGUCACUGCCCAAUAAUGGCACAUGCGGCCCAGUACUUUUCUGUUGCUCCAACAUCUGACAAAAAGGAACAGGAAGCUAUUGCCUCGGUGUCCAAGUGUCCGUUCCUGGCCAAAGAGGCGGUGGCUACUCCGGCCGUCAGUUCUGAGGUCCAACAAGACGCCAUCAGUGUUCCAACAUCGGUCUACACUGUUGAGCCUGUUGCCGAGACAACCACUCUUACUGAAACAACCAUGUCACCAACAAUGGAAGUGACUGAAAACGUGGAGUCUAAGAAAACCACCGGUGGGUUCAUGUCUGGUCUGAACUUCGAAUCGGCCUUCAAGUCCUUCAAGAAGGGAAGUGGUGGACCCCCCACCGGAGAUCCACCGAAGCCGUUCUUCAACUACGACCGGUUUUUCUCGCACCAGGUGGAGAAGAAGAAAAAAGAUCAUACGUACCGUGUCUUCAAGAAGGUCAUGAGGAAUGCGUCAACGUUUCCGUUCGCCAAGGAGCACACCGGAGGAGCAAAAGACAUUACCGUCUGGUGUAGUAAUGACUACAUGGGCAUGAGCUGGCAUCCGGAGGUCAAACAAGCUGUCGGGAAAGCUCUAGACAGGCAUGGCGCGGGUGCAGGCGGAACCAGGAAUAUAUCGGGAAAUUCGCCACUGCACGAGCAGCUGGAGGCGGAGCUUGCGAGGCUGCACCAGAAGGAGGCUGGUUUGGUGUUCACGUCCUGCUAUGUCGCCAAUGACACGACGCUCUACACUCUACUAAAGAAACUACCAGGUGCCCAUAUUUUCUCUGAUGCCGGUAACCAUGCGUCCAUGAUCCAGGGUAUUCUGAACAGUGGUGUGCCGAAGCACAUUUUCCGCCAUAACGAUUCGGACCAUCUAGAACAACUACUCAAGGAGGUGGAUGUCUCAGUGCCAAAAAUUGUGGCUUUUGAAACUGUGCAUUCGAUGGACGGUUCCAUCAGUCCACUAAAUGAAAUGUGUGAUAUUGCCAAGAAGUAUGGAGCGCUGACGUUUGUUGAUGAGGUGCAUGCGGUCGGUCUCUAUGGCGACCACGGUGCUGGUGUGGGAGAACGUGAUGGCUGCAUGCACAAGAUUGACAUGAUCUCAGGAACUCUGGGCAAGGCAUUUGGCAACAUGGGUGGCUACGUAGUUGGGUCUGCGAGUACGAUCGACAUGAUUCGAAGUUAUGCAUCCGGCUUCAUCUUCACCACCUCUCUUCCUCCCACCCUUCUCUCUGGAGCUAUAGCAGCUAUCAAGGUGUUGUCGGGUCCAGAAGGUCAGAAACUGAGGGCUAGACACCAGACCAACGUCAAGUAUCUCCGUGAUAAGUUGAUUCACGCAGGCAUUCCAGCAAUGCACACUCCCAGUCACAUCAUCCCCAUCCAUAUUGGCAAUGCCCAGAUUUGCACGAAGGUCUCCAACGACUUGAUGCAGAAACAUGGCGUCUACGUGCAGGCGAUCAACUACCCGACGGUGGCGAUGGGGGAGGAACGUCUGCGGUGCGCGCCCACCCCCCACCACACCUACGAGAUGAUGGACGAUCUCACCAACUACCUUGUGGACGUCUGGAAGAUGAACGGCCUUGAACUCUACAGACCCAUGUGUCCGAAGAAUUGCGAAAAUUGUCUCAAACCCCUAAAGUUUGAGUAUUUCUUCAGCUCUGACCCUAUUUGCGAGCGUUCCAAUUGCACUUACACUGCCAUGCAGGACGCAUUAGCUUGAAUUGCCAAGCCCCGGGCAGUCGAGGUUGCUGUUUGAUUUCCAUGUUUGUAGUUGAAAAAAACAUUUCUUUCGUUGUUAAGGACAAUAUCUUUUUUUUUUUAAACAUCUGUUUUAUUUUCAUGUUGGUAGUUAAAAGAAAGUUUCUUACUUCUUUAAACACAGUGUUUGGAAUAGAAAUAUUCGUCAUUAAUAAAUGCUACAUAUUACCCUGCUGUUGCGUUAAUGUUACAAGUAUGUUUGUGGUUAAGAAAAGAUUAUUUCUUCUUUAUUAAAGACAGUUUUAGCUUUGGUGUUGUUGUUUUUUGGUGUUUUUUUUUUUUAAUUAAUGUGAUGAAUGAAAACAGAUAUCUUAGUAAUUAAUAAAUACUACUCAUUAGCCUGUUAUUAUGUUAAUGUUAAAAGUAUGGACAAUAAUGAAAUUGUGAAACAAAAUUAUUCACUUCCAUGUCCCUAUAGGGAUGUUUGACAGAUAUCAUUUGAUCAGUUUUUGGCAGAGUUAUUGCCCUUGCAUAGUUUUCUAGUUGAAUAUAAUUUUGGUAUACCAAGCAAAAAAUAAAGUUUUAAAAGUUGUUUUCUUAUAAAGUAUAAUGAACAUAAAAAUACAAAAAUUCCACAAAACAUUUAACUUGUAGAAAAUGAAAACUUUAAGACUUGUUACUCAUAAAAUGUAAAGAAUGUCUCUGAUUUGAUUAUUUAAUGCAAAACUGAUUUGAUUAUUUAAUGCAAAACUGAUUUGACUUAUUAGUGUUAAAAACCUAUAUCACAUUGUUUUCGCUAUAAACAUGGGAAUAACAUGCAGACUGUUGAGUGUUUAGUGGAAUCCAACUAUAUGGACUGGAACAUUUAGUUUUAAGUGGCUUUUUGUGUAUUCUUAUAACCUACUAGGCUGUUUUAAUCCGUUUCUUUGUGACGUCUGUAGAUUUUCUGAUUUAUCGACUAUACUCUUAAUAAUAUAUUGUGUAUGGGAAGGUAUUUGAUGGAAUUUGAAUCUCUGGUGCAAACAUGUUUUUUUUUUGGUGAGUUUCAUUAUGAAUAUAUUAGUGAAAAUUACAAAGUAGUUUUUUGUUUGUAUGCAAUUAAUUUUUCUAUUUCGGUAUUUAAUGUAUUUUUUCUGGCUGAAUAAUAAAGAAAUUACUUGACAAAAAUUGUGGCAUCAAAUCCUUGUGUGAAUUUUAUGUUUGAUUUCUAAAUAUGUAUGAUUAACAUAAUAGUGCUAAAAUGCUUUAAAUUAAGCAAGGUUUGGAUUGUAUAAUUGAAAAAUUAAUAUGAAGUCAAAUAUGUGAAAUAAUUUACCAAAAUAGAGUUUUGAUGAUAUAAAAAUAAUGUUGGUUUUGGAUUUCAUUUCUUCUUUUUGUUUCUUCUGCAUUAGUUAAUAUAGUUUGUCUUUUAUCACUUCAGUCUUUCAACAGUGGUUUUGGUUGUAGCUCUGGCACACAUUCCUUCAUUAAUUUGCACAAGUAUCUAUUGUAAUUUUAAAAUGUCACCAUUUCUUUCUAAAGUUAAAAACUAUUCUCAUUUGUGUUGAUAUAUUAAAAUUUAUCUUUAUUUGACCAAUAUUUUUUUUUAUAUUAGAAUGUUUCUAGGUUAGUUAAAAAAGAUAAUUUUAUGUUUUAUUCAAUUAAUAUUUAGUUAGAUUGCAAUAUAUCUGCUUCGUUCAUACAGAUAAAAUUAUAAAAUAUUAAUUAUUGCUAUUACGCAGUCAAUUUUUUAAUUUAUUAAAAUAACUAAAUUUUAGAAUCUGAAUUUGUAAUUAAUUUUGGAACGUUAAGUGGUAACAGAUCUUAUUUAUUCAAAUACAACUAAAUAAUUAAUUAGUUAAAAUAAACAUCUGAUCUGCUUUUUUAACAAUGAAGGGAUUGUGUGCUGGUUUUAGGAUUAGUUUGGUGUUGGGCUAAGUUCGUAACAAGUCAUUAAAUGGUGUAGGAAAAACUCUUAAGGGAAUUCUUGGGGGAGGCUUGUUUAAUGCUUUUAUUUUUUCAAGAUGUAGCUUGGUUCUCCGUGAAAAUAUUUUGUUAUUCAUAAUUAGAACAUAACCAUGCUUUUAAUUAUUGUAAAGCUUAACACACAAAAAAAGUUAUUAAAAAAAAAAGGCAAAAAAAAAGAAGCCUUUUGGUUAUUUUCUUUUCUUUUCUACAAACAUUUGACAACUGGAAACGAAAACUUGGGAAGUUACAAAUAUAAUAAUCUUUGGAAGUUUGAAUUUUAGUAAAUUAAAGUAUAAAAUCAAUUAAAAAAAAAUAAAAUAAUAAUUUCAUUUGUACUAAAGAUAAUGUACAUACAGAAUUUUUAAAAACAUUCAAAAUUGAUCUUUUGGUGUUAAUGAAGAAUAUGUUUGAAUAUUUAUAAUAAAAAUUCUCCAUUUUUAUAUUAUAUACUGGUAUUUCUCUAAAAAAAAUUUUUUAUUAAUUUGAAUUUUACGUGAUAAAAAAUAAAUAAAAUAUACUCUCCUUUUAUUAACAUAAUAUGAUCCCAGCUGUUAUUUCUAGAUGUAUCUGUUGGAUUUUAAACAAAUAAUGUUACUAGUUUGUGUAAUACAUGUAAUGUUUAGUUUCCAGCCUGUUCUUUUCAAGUCAAGAAAUUUUAUUGAACAAAACAAAUUAUUGGUGAAUUUAUGUACUUGCCAGGUCCGUAAUGUAAUGGUGUAUCUUGAUCUAAAAAUUAAUUUAUCUUUUCAUUUGGUUAAAUUUUCAUUUGAUAAUUUUUUAUUUUUUUUAUUUCUGAAUUCUCAAUGAUAGCAAAGGCAUGAUAAUGUUCUAAGUAUCCAACAUUUAUUUAAUUCUGUUAAAAAUUUACAAGUUUAAUUUUUCUAAGGUGCCAUUUUCCCAUUUCAGUUUAUGAUCUGGAUUUGACUAUUAUUGCCACAUGCUGUACUCUUGUUUAUAAUUUUAUUGUUUUGUUAACAAGAUUUCUGGUGAUGUAGGAUAAAGUUUACUAUAUACAAUGUACCAGUAAACUGCCCGGGUCAAAAAUAGGGUCAGAGCAUUGAUUUUAUCAAACUUUACAUGUUUAUUUUUUAAUAUUGUGUUUCAUCUGUUUUAUUUACAACAUCACAUACAAGAUUGUUUGAGAAAUUGUUCUCAAUUAUCUUUGUGGCAUUAUUAUCCAUGUUUAUUUUACACUUUAAAAAUGUUAUUACAUUUAUCUGACACUGGCAUAGUUCUCAGGUUGUUUUCGUCUCAGAACUGAAGCAUCGCUCAUUACGACUUGAUGAACUCCAGCGAACCGACUUAUAUGAAAUGACUACUGUUCAGAAAAUAUUUAGAAAAGACAAAUGAGUGACCGUUGGAUACCAAGAACAGAUCAAGAAAAUAUUUUGAGGGAAUGGUGCUUAAGGGAAAAAGAUCACAUGGACCAAUGUAAACAAAAUUAUUUUGUGUUAAAAAGUAAGAGAGAAAAAAAGGCACUUGAAUAUAUUAAGAGGGGAUGAGUAACCUGGACACUAUCCCCCCCCCCCCCCCCCCCCCCACUGGAUACCAUUUAUCUUAUGAGUUGUUUCAAAAGGUGUAUAGAGUGUAAGCGAGCUGAAUACUUUUUCAAACAAGUUGUAAGAUAAAUGGUAUCUAAUGGCCACUUGUAGUAUUCUAUUUCUUACAUAUCCUCAUUAAUCAUAUUUGGAACAAAUUUAAAAGUAUUUGUCAACAAAAAGGUAUAUGUUCAUUGGAACUUAAACAUUAUUUUGUGAUUGAAAUAACAGGUGACACAUUUUGCACCACGGUGCUCUUUUAUUCUAAUUUUGUAUUCAUAAUUUUGCAAUAUUGAUGAUAUGCUGAUUGUGACCUGUUAUCUUUAUAGUUUAUGCAAUAAACUGAAGUCUUGUGAGACUUCAAAGUUAGUCACUAUUAAAUGCUAAUUUGUAAUAUUAUUUCUGUAUAAUAUCUUGAAAAAGAUAAAUUUUAUACAUUGUUAAUUAUGUUAUGUUUUCAUAUUUUGACUGAAUAAAAUGCUGUAUAUUUUACCCAGCAUUGAACAUUUACAUUUAAGUUGUUACCGGUAUUGAACAUCAUAGUUUUUUGUUCCUUUUUCUUACAAAAAUGGCAGAAAAACCACAAUAUCUUAACAAUAUAGAUACAUACUCUGGUAGCAAAGAACUGGACUAUUAUAUCAAAGCAUGAUACUUUUUCUUUUCAGUUUGAUAAAUUUGUACAUCAUUGUCGUAAUUGAAAAAUGUAACUAUGGUUUAAAUGGUUCUGCACAAGCUUUUGCUGAAAAUAAUUCUUAAGUGGAUGCCAGUACUUCCCCAGUUUUAUUCCAGUUUUCUGGACUUGGAACUCUGAAAUUGUUAGUUUUUUUCUUUAUCAUGGCACGACGUUUACUCAUAGUAUCUUUUAAUCAAAUGUACAACUCUGUUAAUCAAAAGAUUUUCAAUUGUUUUUCAAAUUGUAUUUUUUAACACAUUCCUCACGUUCAUAAUUAUUUCCGGUUUAUAAUUUUUAUAAGUAAAAAUAAAUUAACACAAUUUUAUUGUAUUGAACAAUCUUUCUACAAGAAGGUACAACUGGUUUUUACUAAAACUAUGUAAAAUAUUUUAAGAGUAUUUUUGCCUUGUGGCUGGCAAUAGUUUUGUUUUAAUGUUCAUCAUCGUUCCCAAUUUUGAGGUUUGUGUUUUAUUUUCACCAUCUUUAUCAAAGCCUAUCUUGCUGAAGGUAUUGAAGCUAUGGUGGAUAAUAAGUACAUUAAAAAGUGGGUAAGCGCUUUGUUAGAUAUUACCUAACCGCAAACAAGACAAUAAUUAUUGGCAGAAAUUCUGCUCGACCAAAUUCUCAGGUAAAAUACAUUUUAUUGAUUGGAACUAAUUAUUUUUUUGUAUUUCAAGAAAUGACAUUAUUUCUUUUGUUUUACACUGCCAAAUACAAAAGUGUAUUUACCUUCAAACAUGACAUGAAAUACCAAUAUGAUGUAUUGAUGGGAAAUGUUUAUAAAAUUGUUAAUAAUUUAUUGAAAUAAGUGGAAAAUAAAAUAACCAAGAUGCAAA